AUGAUAGCUAGGGACUUCAAGCGCGUCAUCCUCAUUGUAGGCCCCUUCUUGUUUCUCGUCUAUGUCGGUAUACGGUGUCUCGACUUCAGAGACUCUGCUUCGGGGUUCAAUACCUGGUUCGAUCACAUCUUCGCGCCCAACUGGAGACAAGACGAUGAGCUGAAGCCGCACUACCGGCCAGCUCCUUCGGCUGCGCCGACGGAGGUUAUACAACCUGUAGAAGGUGUGCCUGAGCAUCUGCCCACAUCGAAACAAACACAUCACGAGAUCUUCUCGACGUCGACGUUCAACAAGAAGUUCUUUGCCAUACGAUUCGGCGAUGAAGCGGCUAUCAAUCCCAACAUUAUUCCACAUCCCACCAUUGAAGGCACCUUUGUGAUUGUAGCGCAAAAGCAGAAGACAAACCAUGACGACUCUGAGCACGUGGAACUCGUUUGCAAUGCCACCUUCACGCUGGAAGGUCUCGUCUGCGUUGACGCGCCCACGGUUCUGCCUAUCGCAGCCACCAAGAGUGGCGAUGACAAGUGCCCACCAAAAUUGGCCUACAUCGCUAUGAACGUUGGGCCCCACGAUGCGAGGGUCUUGUACGGACCCAAAGCACCCUUCAUCGUAUUCGGUUCCAACUCAAUAUUCGCCUGCUUCGGACAGUUCAUGCAGGACUUCCGCACGCUCGGGGACUGGGGCUUCGAGAUGUCGUUGGACCAAGGGUUCGGACUCGGAACGGAGCUUCAACGUCCUCCGCCUUGGGGUACGAUGGAAAAGAACUGGUUUCCGUUCUGGGAUGAAGAGGGCGCAGUCUACGUCCACCAUGACGUGGCGCCGAAGCGCGUCUUUGCAAAGUUGAACACGGACGGCUCCGUGGGGCCGGAUCUUGCGCCGUUGGCUGCCGGUGACGAGGCUUGCAUGAGCAAAUACAUGCCGAAGCUGCCGCCAGAUCUCGAAUCGAUACAUCAAGCGACGAACUCGCUGAGCAUCACGUUUUGCAAGCGCAGCAAUCCAACUUGUAGUGCCACUAGUGACAACACCUUUCUCUUUACGGUGUUUCAACACAAAACCUUUUAUCAAUUCCAUAGCGAGUACGAACCGUACGUAAUGGUGUUCCGACAGAAGGCGCCGUUUGAGGUGUUCGCCAUGUCAAAGCGACCGAUAUGGAUACACGGCCGAGAGGAAAGACUUGAUGGAGGGUCCGACAUGUUUUAUGUAACUUCCAUGAGCUGGAAGAGACAAGAUCAGAGGUAUCACGGUUUCUUGGACGAUGUACUAUUCCUCUCAUUUGGUAUAGAAGAUCAGAGGGCGGGCGCCAUUGAUGUCCUGGCCGAGGACCUAUUGGCUGAACUGGGGACUUGUUUGUCAGCGUGA
Molecule: messenger RNA, 1359 nt
Organism: Colletotrichum godetiae
Lineage: Eukaryota; Fungi; Ascomycota; Sordariomycetes; Glomerellales; Glomerellaceae
Exons: 1
Coding region: 1-1359 (452 amino acids)
Source: RefSeq, a predicted model, not a curated record